This is a messenger RNA of Onychomys torridus (southern grasshopper mouse), 1668 nucleotides long. RefSeq names its product intestinal-type alkaline phosphatase 1-like. The coding region runs from base 1 to 1668 and encodes 555 amino acids. Gene Ontology annotation, molecular function: alkaline phosphatase activity. Gene Ontology annotation, biological process: dephosphorylation. The record is from RefSeq and is a predicted model, not a curated record. NCBI's taxonomy places the organism in Eukaryota, Metazoa, Chordata, Mammalia, Rodentia, Cricetidae. Gene Ontology annotation, cellular component: plasma membrane. The transcript is spliced from 12 exons.
AUGCAGGGAGACCAGGUGCUGCUAUGGUUCUUGUUGGGUCUCAGGAUACAACUCUCCUUUGGUGUCAUCCCAGUGGAGGAGGAGAAGCCAGCCUUCUGGAACCAAAAGGCAGCCGAGGCCCUGAAUGCUGCCAAGAAGCUGCAGCCCAUUCAGACAUCAGCCAAGAACCUCAUCAUCUUCCUGGGGGACGGGAUGGGGGUGCCCACAGUGACAGCUACCAGGAUCCUAAAGGGACAGAUGGAAGGCCAUCUAGGACCUGAGACACCCCUAGCCAUGGACCGCUUCCCAUACAUGGCUCUGUCCAAGACAUACAACGUGGACAGACAGGUCCCAGACAGUGCAGGCACAGCCACCGCCUAUCUCUGUGGAGUCAAGGGCAACUACAAGACCAUUGGUGUGAGCGCAGCGGCCCGAGUUGACCAGUGCAACACCACAUUUGGCAACGAGGUCGUCUCAGUGAUGUAUCGUGCCAAACAAGCAGGAAAGUCUGUGGGAGUGGUGACCACCACCAGGGUGCAGCACGCCUCUCCAGCUGGCACGUACGCGCACACGGUGAACCGGAAUUGGUACUCAGAUGCAGAAAUGCCUCCUUCUGCGCUGCAGGAGGGCUGCAAGGACAUUGCCACACAACUUGUUUCCAACAUGGACAUUGAUGUGAUUCUCGGUGGAGGCCGUAAGUCCAUGUUUCCCAAGGGGACGCCAGACCUUGAAUACCCGGAUGACGCUGCCCAAAAUGGAACCAGGCUGGAUGGACAGGACCUCGUACAGGCGUGGCUGAUGAAGCACCAGGGGGCCCGGUAUGUUUGGAACCGCACAGAGCUCCUUCAGGCGUCCCAGGACUCCACAGUGACUCACCUCAUGGGCCUCUUUGAACCAGCAGAAAUGAAAUAUGACAUCUACCGAGACCCUACCCAAGACCCCUCCCUGGCGGAGAUGACAGAGGUGGCCGUGCGCAUGCUGAGCAGGAACCCCCAAGGCUUCUACCUCUUUGUGGAAGGGGGUCGUAUUGACCAAGGCCAUCAUGCGGGCACGGCCUACCUGGCAUUGACUGAGGCCGUCAUGUUCGACUCGGCCAUUGAUAAAGCAGACAAGCUCACCAAUGAGCAGGACACGAUGAUCCUUGUCACCGCUGACCACUCCCACGUCUUCUCCUUUGGUGGCUACACACUUCGGGGGACCUCCAUCUUCGGUCUGGCCCCACUCAACGCUGAAGACGGCAAAUCCUACACCUCCAUUCUCUAUGGUAACGGCCCGGGCUACGUGCUUGAUUCUGGAGCCCGGCCCAAUGUCAACAGUACUGAGAGUGGUAAGCCCUCGUACCGGCAGCAGGCGGCUGUGCCGCUGUCCUCGGAGACCCACGGCGGGGAGGACGUGGCGAUUUUCGCGCGUGGCCCGCAGGCACACCUGGUGCACGGAGUACAGGAGCAAAACUACAUCGCGCACGUCAUGGCCUUUGCAGGCUGCCUGGAGCCCUACACCGACUGCGGCCUGGCGCCCCCUGCCGGCCAGAGCGGCGCAACCACCCCGGGCCAGAGCACCACCACCAGGAGCCAGAGCACCACCACCAGGGUCACAAACAGCGCAGUCGGCCAGGCCACUGUCUUGCUGUCCCUGCAGCUGCUGUUCAGCACACUGCUAUUAGUAGUGACCGCCAUGGUGACAUCCUGA